AUGAGAUCAGAGAAUCCCGACGAGGGCUGUUAUCAACUAAAGAAUAAUUUCAAGAGCGCAGGCGAGAUAACAUAUGGCCAAAUGAUUCGCAAGCUCAAAUCCAUGAAUAAAUGUCAAGAUGACCACCGCUCCUUGAGGAAUAACCUCAAAUCAACGGACGGGAAGGAAGGGCUCACCGCUCAAGAAAUCCUCAUCAUGAGGUAUCCUUCGCCUCUCCAGCAUAAAAGCGUUAUGUCAAAAGUACGCCGAAUUCAACUUAAAGAAACCGUGACGGGAAACCAGAAAGUUCGCUUCGGUCCAUUACCGAAACGAAAAGGUUCCCUUGGAAACGUCAGAGUGAACCUUCAGGUCAAAGAAGAUGUCAAAAGGAGACACUUUAUUUUACUUAACGAACCGAAACUCGCGUACAAUCCCGUAAAAGAUGUCCGCACGAUGGGAUCUUGCGUUUUGGAUCUCAAGUGUGCGGAGCAAUUCCAGCGGGAGACAGUAUCGUUCCAGAGCGAGAUUAUAGCCCUGAAUUAUACGGAAUAA
Messenger RNA from Cooperia oncophora, 531 nucleotides. The record is from the annotation of a GenBank genome assembly. Lineage: Eukaryota; Metazoa; Nematoda; Chromadorea; Rhabditida; Trichostrongylidae.